Rodentolepis nana is the source of this 1854-nucleotide messenger RNA. Lineage: Eukaryota; Metazoa; Platyhelminthes; Cestoda; Cyclophyllidea; Hymenolepididae. The record is from the annotation of a GenBank genome assembly.
AUGAAACCGAACAUAUUGAACCCAACUCCAUACCUUUUAAUGUUGAUCUACUAUCUACUUCCAGUCAUUCAGAAGGUCGAUUCAGGCAGCAAUACCUCACAAGUGUACAUAUUUCUUCGAGAGGAGGAAACUGCAGUUGGAAAUGUAAUAUUGAGUUCCUCGAGGACUAUGUACAUAGCAAAGGUUUAUGCGAAGCGUGGAAUUUACUCAGUCCUAAUAGAAGAACCUAUCGAGCCUUCACCAGAGUUCUUUUACCCCGAGAAUAUGUACAGCAUGCCAAAAAGUAUCAAGUAUUUCAGCCUUAACGAGCACACCGGAUUAAUGAAGGUCAAUGAGCGGUUGGAUUUUGACAAUCCUGAGAUGGAAGCGGCUGGAUGUGUUAGAAAUGAGGCCAAAGAGACUCUCAAAUUACUUCAACAGAAUUCUCUGCCUGCAUUUAAGACAGCCGAGUAUUGCUGUUUUCCAGUGGAAAUUAUUAGCGGUGGAGAAGAACGCUUGGCACUGCAUGUCUGCAUUGAAGACAUUAACGAUAACGCACCCGAAUGGAGUUUACAAAGUGCUACCGUCAUGGAUUUAAAUAAAAAUAGCUCUUUGAUGGCACUCUCAAUUCCUGAAAACUUGCCUCUAGAUAGCGCGAUUGACAUUCCUUCAGCUACUGACAGAGAUUCCGGUGUGAAUAGUGCCCUUACAUAUGAGAUAUGGCCAGAUACUCCGGAGUUCGACGUUGUUUGGAAUGCAUCCACGUCGAAACUAUGCCUCUACAUUAGGAAGGAGCUUGAUCGGGAAACUGAAUCUAGCUACAAUUUUACCAUUAUUGCCCAUGAUGGAGGUCUAGAAUCAAAGUCUGGAUCUGUCAGUCUUGCAAUCAGCGUUGAGGAUGUAAAUGAUAAUGAUCCAGUUUUUGAGGAGUCAACAUACAUUGUAACCAUUCCAGAGGAUACCAAUAUCUUGACUCCAAUAAUUCAGGUAAAUGCAACCGAUUCCGAUCUUGGCAUCAAUGCAGAUAUCUCCUAUUCCAUCAGCACAUUGACUGAUCCAGAAUUCAGCCAAAUGUUCUCAAUUGAUGAUAAAACGGGUUGGAUAUCUUUGGAGAAAGAGUUAGACUUUGAGAAUUAUAAGCAGAUUAGUUUAACGAUUGCGGCAACCGACUUAGGCGAAAUUCCACGUCAAUCGACGUGUCUAGUGGAAAUCAAUUUAACCGACGUGAAUGACAACGCUCCAAAACUACUCUUUGAACCGGGCAGUCUCACAAACAAUGCGUUGGUUCCAGAGAACGAAAUUGCUGGUCGUAUUGUAGCUGUUUUCACAGUUGUGGACGAGGAUAGUGGCGCGAAUGCGGAUACAACUUGUUGGAUCAAAUCUGUGAUCAAGGAGAAAGUGAAUUUGAAUUCAAAGAUUGGAGCUGGAUCCAUGAACGAGAAGGAAAACUUCAAGAUGGAAGCAGGCAAGGUUGAAGAGGAAAUCGAUACAAUAGAUAUUGAAAACUAUUUCAAAUUGGAAUUAAUGGCUCUGCCAUUUGCUAAAGUUUACCAACUUUCAACCGUUGCAAUAUUUGAUCGGGAGGUAGGAAGCAAGUACUGCGUUGGGAUUACGUGCGCCGACACGGGUGCUCCAAGCCUGAAUACCACGGGUUAUGUGCUGGUUCGAAUACAGGAUGUAAAUGAUCAAGCACCCCAAUUUCCCAAUAGACACUUCACCUUCAGAUUGCCGGAAAAUCAACCGACUGGCAAGGUGCUCUUCAAGCUUACAGCGAACGAUUUGGACGAAGGUAAAAUUGAUUGGGCUAGUUUUACGCAGUUUUUUAGUACUUAUAAACCAUUUAUUGAAGAUGACCCGCAUAGCAUUAUAUUCUGA